ACGAAAAUGGCUUCGAUCAUUUCCAUGUUCGUGCUCGUUGCCUUUCAGCUAUCCAUUCAAGCUGCGAAAUCAGAACCACUGAUACAAGAUGAAGCUUGGGGUUAUGUGGAAGUAAGACCAAAUGCUCACAUGUUCUGGUGGUUUUAUGGAGCUCAGGUGAAAGAUCCAGCAGAGAGAGUUCAAAAACCUCUGUUGAUGUGGUUGCAGGGAGGUCCCGGGGCUUCCUCCACAGGUUAUGGCAAUUUCGCAGAGAUCGGUCCCCUGGAUAUCGAUCUCAAGCCGCGGAAUACAACGUGGAUAAAGGAAGCUAACAUCGUAUUUGUGGAUAAUCCUGUUGGUUGUGGAUAUAGUUAUGUUACAGAUCCAUCGGCCCUCACCACGAACAUCUCAGAAAUUACAGCUGACUUGAUAACCUUCUUCAAAGCUUUUCUGCUCAAGUUCCCAAUUUUCCAGAAGUUACCUUUUUUCAUUGCUGGUGAGUCGUAUGGUGGUAAAAUGGCUGCUGCUUUGGGUAAGGCCUUACAUGUCUUGAUUAAAGAAAAGAAGAUUCAGUGUAAUCUUAUUGGGCUUGCCCUAGGAGACUCCUUGAUAUCUUUUGAAGACAUAACACUCUCUUAUGGACCAUAUCUAUUUUCUUUUUCGCUGCUUGAUGGGAAAGACUACAAUGAUGUCCAAGAAUUGGCCAAUGAAGUUUUCAAUGCUGCCAGUAAAGGAGAUUUCAAGACAGCUAUGGAUUUAACGGACAAAGGAAGCAACCUCAUUGCUAAUGUAACUGACAAUGUUGAUGUUUAUUAUGUGUUGCGUCAUAAUGUAUUAGAUUCUGUCAACACACAUUCCCUUAUCCACAAGAAUACUUCCAGGCUGUCACAUGAUCAAAUGUUUGCACAAUACAUAAUAAGGGCCCACAGUGAUCCUCUUUCUGAGCUCAUGAAUGGGCCAAUCAGAAAGAAGCUUGGUAUAAUACCAGAAAAUGUUACAUGGGGUGGUCAGUCAAAUUUGGUGGCAAACUGUCAACGAAAUGACAUCCCAUCAUCAGUAUUAUCAGAUGUGGGUGAACUUGUCAGGGGAGGGGUGAAAGUGAUUGUGUAUGAAGGUCAGCUUGAUAUGAUCUGUGGGACACUUGGGGCAGAGUUGUGGAUUUCGAAAAUCAAGUGGGAUGGCUUGUCAGAAUUUUUGAAGGCAUCUAGGAAACCAUUGUAUGCACCAUCAAAAUUGGAAAAGAGGGAAACUGGAGCUUUCUUGAAGAGCUAUAAAAACUUUGGGCUUUAUUACAUUCUCAAUGCUGGUCAUAUGGUUCCGAUAGAUGCCCCUGAAAUGGCUUUGGAAAUGAUAAAAAAUGUCCUGAACUAAAGGUUAUCUACCAAAUGGCAAGAGUGUGUCCUGUAUUGUGGCACAAAUGACAUUAUAGUCUCUUGGAGACUUUGAUCUUAAAUAGUCAUAAUACUUGAUUUCGAUGUUUUAAUACUUUAUAAUAAUAAUUAUUUUAUUUUAAUCAUUAUUGUAGCACUGCAAGGCAGUAUUAUUUUUUUCCCUCUCUACAUAAAGAUCAUGUCUCAUAUUUCUUUUUGUUUUGGCUCAGAUUAAGGGAAGCCUUUUGAAACGUAGCUUUUCCAAAUUUGUUACAACAAAAGUCGGUGAAAAUCCCCUAACCUGGGUGUUUCGCAUAGUCUCCUACGAUGGACCUCUGUUUUUUUUCAAAACUCAGCCAUUUUGUCACCUUUUACUCAUAGGAUUGUUUAUAUUACUUCACUUUACAGAGAGAAAUUUAUAAGACUUGUAGAAGUGAUUUUAAAAAUUAAAUUGCGGACAGUGACGAUUACGAGGUAACUUGUUAAUGGACACAAUUUUAGCGUGCAAUAAAAUUUAUUGUGUGGCGUCCGAA
Molecule: messenger RNA, 1882 nt
Organism: Pocillopora damicornis (cauliflower coral)
Lineage: Eukaryota; Metazoa; Cnidaria; Anthozoa; Scleractinia; Pocilloporidae
Product: retinoid-inducible serine carboxypeptidase
Biological process (GO): proteolysis
Molecular function (GO): serine-type carboxypeptidase activity
Source: RefSeq, a predicted model, not a curated record